Molecule: messenger RNA, 469 nt
Organism: Rhopalosiphum maidis (corn leaf aphid)
Lineage: Eukaryota; Metazoa; Arthropoda; Insecta; Hemiptera; Aphididae
Exons: 1
Coding region: 1-456 (151 amino acids)
Source: RefSeq, a predicted model, not a curated record
AUGAGUAAAUUAUUCAGUUCUAAGUUUCUUUCCAGAAAAACUAAGAGAAAGUUAUAUAUUUCCUAUUUACGACUCAUAGUAAUGUAUGGUUGCAAAACGUGGUCAACCACUAAAGGGGAUGAGACAAAGUUAUUAACAUUUGAAAGAAAGGUUCUUAGAAGAAUAUAUGGUCUCAUAUAUAAUACGGAAACAGGGCAGUAUGAAAGGAGAACUAAUACAGAUAUUAUUAAUAGAUCAAAUAUUAAAAAAUAUUUUGUCUUAAAGAGAUUGGAAUGUACUGGACACAUAUGGCAAUAUAAAGAUAGCCUAAUGAGACAAGUUGUGGUAUCUAAACUAAAUAAAACAUGCCCCAGAAAAAGACCAUGUCAGCGUUGGCUAGAUCGAGUAAAGAAAGAUUUAAUUCAAGUAGAUGAAACGGCAAGAACCGAGGAUGCAGACAACAAAGACCGAUGGUAGGGUAUGGUAGAAG